UGGGUUAGGUUAGUCGUGUCGUGUCGACCGCGUGGUGUGUUCACUGUGUCUUUUAUUCCGAGCUCGUCGUCGAGCAGAAGCUGGUAGGAGCAACGUGUCCUGAAUGGUAUGAUGCUAAGUGCAACGGUGAUAAAGCGUCGUUCUGGUAUCUGCAUUAACGUGGACAGCGAUUUCGCGGAAAAACUGCUGGAGCGUAGACUGAGGAAACGAGAGGAAACUGAAGAGAUCAACGAAAGAGCUGACGUUAAUUUUGACGAGAUAUCUCAAGAGAAUAUUGUACAAAGCAAACAAAAGAUGAAGGAAAGAAAGCGGACAUUGAAUGAAGCCAGUAACGACGAUAGUCCCAAACACACAACUAAUGAGAUGCCUCAAGAGAAUAUUGUACAAAGCAAACGAAAGAAGGAGAAAAGAAAAGGGACAUUAAAUGAAGCCAGUUAUUCAAACGACGUUACUCAAAAAACUAACGAGAUAUCUCAAGAGAAUAUUGUACAAAGCAAACAAAAGAAUAAGGAAGGAAAACGGACAUUGAAUAAAGCCAGUAACGACGAUAAUCACAACACUGACGAGGUAUCUCAAGAGAAUAUUGUACAAAGGAAACGAAAAAAAAGAAACAUUGAACGGACAUUGAACGAAGACAAUGGCGACGAUACUGAUAUUUCAAAGGAGGCUGCAGAGAAUGUAAAGAGUACGAAAGAGUUAUCCAAAAGGCAGUUGAAAAAACAGAAAGUUCUUCAGGAAGAAACUAAAAAGAGGAAAUCUCAAAAAUCGAAUGCCAAGCAAAAGGCAUUAAGCUAUUUAUCCACGUGGAAAUAUUCUAGAAACGAAUGGAAGUUCGAGAAGCUCAAGCAGAUCUGGCUGAUGAAUAAUUUGUUGAAUGAGGAUGCCAUCCCUGACUCUCUUUUCCCCGUCGUUCUGGAGUACUUCGAGGGUUGCAAAGGCAAGGCACGUGAAGGGUUGCUGAGCAAAGGAAUGGAAGUCAUAAGGAAAGCUGAGAUGGAAUUGGACGAGGAUAAGAAAGAGGAGAUUAUGAAGUCGAUUGCUUAUAGGAGAGCGAGGCAACUUUUGCAAACUUUACACUGAAAUAUAAUAAUACUCGACCGUGCGCGCUGCCGACCGAUUGUAGUUUUAACUUCCAAAAAAUUUCAAGAGAAAACCGACACUGAAAUAUAACAAUACGCAUGUGUGGAAGCAAUAGUGGGGAUUGUACGGUCUCUCCACUACAGUAGUGAAAAGCGUGUAUUAAAAGGAGAUAAGAAAAAA
Molecule: messenger RNA, 1260 nt
Organism: Wasmannia auropunctata (little fire ant)
Lineage: Eukaryota; Metazoa; Arthropoda; Insecta; Hymenoptera; Formicidae
Product: protein MNN4
Exons: 7
Coding region: 109-1080 (323 amino acids)
Source: RefSeq, a predicted model, not a curated record